UCUCGUAAGUUUAAAAUGAAAAUCAUAAUUACUUGUUUAUUUGUAAUUUUCGCAAUGAAUGCUAUAGGCCUUAUUGAAGAGGCAGAAGGUGGCGUUAAUUCCUGUAACUCACUAAAUAGUGUUGGAUGUUCAAUUACAUGUUUAGCUCAACACCAUCAGGGAGGUUCUUGUAAAGGGGGCCAGUGUCGUUGCCAAAAUUAAC
Messenger RNA from Psylliodes chrysocephalus, 202 nucleotides. Lineage: Eukaryota; Metazoa; Arthropoda; Insecta; Coleoptera; Chrysomelidae. The record is from the annotation of a GenBank genome assembly.